AAGGCUGCUGCCGCCGCCGCCGCCGCUGGGAGCCUGAGAGGGGGAAGCGCCUGAGCGGGGCGGGGGAGUCGGAGCGAGGACCCCAGGAGGCUGCGCCGCUCCCGGCCCGGGCGCCCAACUGACCGGCCAUGCCGAAUAAAAACAAGAAGGAGAAGGAACCUGCAAAAUUGGGCAAAAGUGGAAAAAGUGGUAAAGAUGGACAAGAUAACCAAGAACAUGAGGCGUCAAACAAAAAAACAAACAGCGCUCCUCCCCCAGCACAGCUAUCUAAAAUCAAAGUACCUGCUCCACAGACUGUACUGAAGAAGGAAAAACGGCAGAGUUCUUCAAGGUUUAAUGUUAGCAAUAACAGAGAACUCCAAAAACUGCCAGCUUUAAAAGAUGUUCCUCCUGCUGAUCAAGAAAAGCUUUUUAUUCAGAAGUUGCGACAAUGUUGUGUCCUUUUUGACUUUGUUUCGGAUCCACUGAGUGACCUAAAGUGGAAGGAAGUAAAGCGAGCUGCUUUAAGUGAAAUGGUAGAAUACAUUACACAUAAUCGUAAUGUGAUCACAGAGCCCAUUUAUCCUGAAGUAGUACAUAUGUUUGCAGUUAACAUGUUUCGAACAUUACCACCAUCUUCUAAUCCAACGGGGGCAGAAUUUGAUCCAGAAGAAGAUGAACCAACUCUAGAAGCUGCCUGGCCUCACCUACAGCUUGUUUAUGAAUUUUUCUUAAGAUUUUUAGAAUCUCCAGAUUUCCAACCUAAUGUAGCUAAGAAAUAUAUUGAUCAGAAGUUUGUAUUACAGCUUUUAGAACUCUUUGACAGUGAAGAUCCUCGAGAAAGAGAUUUUCUUAAAACUACUCUUCACAGAAUAUAUGGGAAAUUCUUAGGCCUAAGAGCUUACAUCAGGAAACAAAUUAAUAAUAUAUUUUAUAGGUUUAUUUAUGAAACAGAACAUCACAAUGGCAUAGCAGAAUUACUGGAAAUAUUAGGAAGCAUAAUUAAUGGAUUUGCCUUACCAUUAAAAGAAGAGCACAAAAUUUUCUUAUUGAAGGUGUUAUUACCUUUGCAUAAAGUGAAAUCACUCAGUGUCUAUCAUCCACAGUUGGCAUACUGUGUAGUGCAAUUUUUAGAAAAGGAUAGCACACUCACAGAACCAGUGGUGAUGGCACUGCUCAAAUAUUGGCCAAAGACUCACAGUCCAAAAGAAGUCAUGUUCUUAAAUGAACUUGAGGAAAUUUUAGAUGUCAUUGAACCAUCUGAAUUUGUAAAGGUUAUGGAGCCUCUUUUCAGACAGCUAGCCAAAUGUGUGUCCAGUCCACACUUCCAGGUGGCAGAACGAGCGCUAUACUACUGGAAUAAUGAGUAUAUUAUGAGUCUAAUCAGUGACAAUGCAGCAAAGAUUUUGCCCAUUAUGUUUCCAUCCUUGUACAGAAAUUCAAAGACACAUUGGAACAAGACAAUACAUGGCUUGAUAUACAAUGCUCUGAAACUCUUCAUGGAGAUGAACCAAAAACUGUUUGAUGACUGCACACAACAAUUUAAAGCAGAAAAACUGAAAGAGAAGCUAAAAUCGAAGGAAAGAGAAGAAGCAUGGGUUAAAAUAGAAAAUCUAGCCAAAUCAAAUCCCCAGUAUUCAACAUGUAGUGACACCAGUGUGCUGAAUAGUCCUGUUGCAAUGGAAACAGAUGGACCUUUAAUUGAAGAUUUACAGAUGCUAAAAAAAACAGUGAAAGAAGAGGCGUGUCAGGCACCAAGAGAUCAGAAAAAGGAUCGUCCUCUUAUGCGACGCAAGUCAGAACUGCCUCAGGAUAUAUACACCAUGAAAGCCUUGGAAUCCCAUUGCAGAGCUGAUGAGCUAAUAUCACACGAUGGGCAUUAGACUAUUACAGUGUAAUAUUAUUUUGGAGGAAAACUUUUUUCUGGACUCAGUUCCUCAGUAGAGAACUUACUUUUUUGUGCCAUACCAAUCAGUUACACAAAAAGUCUAAACUUUCUUCAACCCAGUUCUGUAGGCAAUAACUUAAUACAGUAUGCAGCUCAAGAUUAGUAGUUCAAACAAUGGUAAAUUACUUGAUUCCAUAUGCAGAACCAUGGGUUGACUAGUAUUAGAUGGCCACAUUUUUCUGGUGGUAGUGAUGUCAUAGUACCAGCUAGUUGGUAACAUGCAUCCUUUUCUAGAAGUACUUGGGAAAAUAACAUUCUGUAAGUUAUUUUCACCAAAAUUGAAGUCAAUUCAAUGACUACUAGUUGAUACUAUGGUAACACUGUUUUCAAAAGCAAAAUGCUUCAGAUUUAAGUAUUACAUGGUUUUUCUAAGACUUCUCAACUUUGAAAUUAUUUCCAUGUUGUCUUGUAAUAUACCAGCAGUUUUGAAAAUACACAGUUCUUUAUUUUCCUGUUAUAAAAUACAACUUACAAAAUGGUAACUUCAUGACAAUCCUCAAUCACAAUUGCUUUCUAAGAGUUCUGUAAAUUGUUUUUUUCCUUAGGAUAAAGACAUAUAUUUACCAUGUCCUAGUACUUUACAUGUAUUUAAAGCCAUAUUUUCCAGUCUUUCAUAUGUAAUACAGCACCAGUAUUCCAGAAGUCAACUGGUAGAAGAAUUGUUUCCUAAAAUGAAAAUUUAUCUACCUUGACUGGGAAUAAACUGAAUAUAAAAACAUUUAUAUUUCAAUUUUCAUUCCUUGUUUUCAGUUUAGCAAAACACUGUUUCUCUCUUAUCUGAGCUUUUAAUACUCAGCAUUUUUUUCUUGGGCUCUGAGAGUUCAAUAUUCUGUGGCAGAUAUCAUGAUACCUUUUAAGUUGCAUUAGUCUUUUCCGACAAACAUUGUUGCCUUUCAGUGAAACACAACACCAAUAGCUUGUAUUAUAAAGUAAAACAGGUAAAAGAUAUGAGUUUAAGAGCUGAUAAAUCAACAGUGACUUAGUUUUAUGUGAAUAUAUUUUUUUGUGUUGUAAAGAGCACAUAUAUUACAAAUACACCUCAGAAGUAAAAUGAAAAUCUGAGUUGCUGAUGAUCUUCAAAUGCUGCUAUAUAGUCCACAAGAUUACUUGCAUGUAAUGAGCUUUUUGUUGUAGAUGGAAAAGCACGGGAGGAAAAUCUUUAAACAUAUAGUGCUUUGUCUUCAAUAUUUGAUUUCUCUCAGGGUGGCCAGUAUUUUGACUUUCUUAUCCUGCUUAAGAGCUGUUUGAGAUGUGUUCUGCUAUUCUAAAUGGGUAACUAGUUUCUUUUGUCUCUGGCAGUAACAUAAUAUUACAAUGUUUAAUGUCUUGCAUAAAAUGAUAAAAAUGUGGCUUCUUUAAAAUAGUUUGUUUUAUUUUUUAAAGAAGAGGUCUCCUGCAUCCAUAAAAAUAUUGUGCAAAGCAGACAUUCACAGUAACAUUGUGCAGCUUUUUAGCAUUGAAAAUAUGAUUUCUAAUAUUUAUUACAUUGUGUAUUGGGAAAAAAAGUUAAUUUUGAUGGAUCGAAAUUAUUGGUAAAACAAAACAAAAAUAAAUAAAUUGAAAGACCACCUGGAGUUUCAAGUGGAAAAAUCCACUGUGUGAGAGAACACUUCCUGUUAAACUUGAAAGAAUAUGCUUUACCAUUAUGAUAAACUAUAUUAAAACAGUUUAAAGAUGCCUUCCCCUUUUGAGGGGAAAAAGGGUGCUUUUUUAAUUGUAUAAAGCAAUGUCUAUGUAUUUUGAUAUACCAUUGUUUGAACUUCCAUCUUUAGCUGGUAGAUUAUCAAAUAAUUUGAUUUUGGGUGUUGAGUAUGUUUGUGGAAGAGAUUUCUGGAAAGGAGUACUCUUAUUUUACCCUAGGAAAAAAACUUGUAUAUCAAUGUUUGAUUGUGUAAUGCUCAACGUAUAAGAACAUCUUUUACUGUCCAGAUUUUAUUUCUGUUCUUUAUUGAAGAUAAACACUCACCAAAAAAGCGGGAAAUACAUUUUUUUUAAUAAAAGUUUGUCAGAAAUUCACAUUUGAGGUUUUGGGCCAUAGAAUAUUUGCCUAGACAGUAUUCCAAAAAUUAUCAGCACUGAUUGCUUGGCUUGUUUGUUACAAUUUAUAUAUUUUGUAUAGUCAUGUACUAAACUACUCUAAAACUUCUACAUCCAAAAUAAAAAGAAAAAAUAAAGUAGAAUUUUGGUGGCUGUUGUUCUUCAUAAAGUUCUGUGUUUGACACCUUUCCGUGUUCUCCAAAAUUACAUCUGUACAUCAGGAAUGUCAAAAGUAAUAUUACAAGUGUCUUUUAGUGUGGCUUUAGUAUGGCUUUAUUUUAAUAUUGUAUAUACAUUGUACUUUGUUUUAUGGUAAUAAGUAAUAAAAAUGUAGACUUCA
This is a messenger RNA of Pelodiscus sinensis (Chinese soft-shelled turtle), 4304 nucleotides long. It is a transcript of the gene PPP2R5C, whose product is annotated as protein phosphatase 2 regulatory subunit B'gamma. Gene Ontology annotation, molecular function: protein phosphatase activator activity. Lineage: Eukaryota; Metazoa; Chordata; Testudines; Trionychidae. The record is from RefSeq and is a predicted model, not a curated record. Gene Ontology annotation, cellular component: protein phosphatase type 2A complex; cytosol; nucleus. Gene Ontology annotation, biological process: protein dephosphorylation; signal transduction.